AUGGCUACUAGUGCUGGUAGUAAUGGUUACAAUGCUGCGUAUUACUCCGCCGAGCUGAGAUCCCCUUUGGAGGGCUUAUGUUUAGACGUCUUGUCUGAGGUAGCCCUUUUAUGUCACUUUAUUGAUCACUUAAUAGUAUAUAUGUACCAUAUGAGAUUUACUGGUACUACUAGUGAUGAUAUUAGUGAUGGAAAGAAUCUCAACACAAUUGAGCGCUAUUAG
Molecule: messenger RNA, 222 nt
Organism: Aspergillus niger
Lineage: Eukaryota; Fungi; Ascomycota; Eurotiomycetes; Eurotiales; Aspergillaceae
Exons: 3
Coding region: 1-222 (73 amino acids)
Source: RefSeq, a predicted model, not a curated record